Molecule: messenger RNA, 2450 nt
Organism: Coffea eugenioides
Lineage: Eukaryota; Viridiplantae; Streptophyta; Magnoliopsida; Gentianales; Rubiaceae
Exons: 2
Coding region: 185-2230 (681 amino acids)
Molecular function (GO): protein dimerization activity; DNA binding
Source: RefSeq, a predicted model, not a curated record
UCCAGCUUUGAGGAUGCAUACCCGGGAAUGUGAUGCUUAUUACUAGCAAAUAGUGUUUUGUUGCAUUGGCAAGUUGUAUCCGAAAUUGAGUAGCUAGACUUACAAAUGACGUCUGAAUCAAGAUGGUUUGUUGACAGGGCAAAACAACAGAAUCUUGCAUAAUUUACUACUUAAAUUAAACAUAAUGGUUCGUGGGAGAGAUGCCUGUUGGGAACAUUGUGUUCUAGUUGAUGCAACUAGGCAAAAGGUUAGGUGUAAUUACUGUCAGAGGGAGUUCAGCGGAGGAGUUUACCGGAUGAAGUUUCAUUUGGCACAGAUAAAGAACAAGGAUAUAGUUCCAUGCAGUGAAGUACCAAACCAUGUUCGGGACCAUAUACAAACUAUACUCAGCACACCCAAGAAACAGAAGACUACUAAGAAACAGAAGGUGGAUCAAGUUGCCAAUGGUCAGCAGCAUAGCUCUUCAGCUAGUGGUGGUGUCCAUCCCAACCAUGGAUCAAGUGGACACAAUGAUAGCACUAGCCCUUCUUUGUUAUUCCCACGCUCUUCUCCAAGUGCACAACCAACAAUUGAUAAUGCUCAAAACCAAAAGCAUGACUAUGCUGAUAUAAAAAUUGCUGCCUUUUUCUUUCAGAAUUCCAUUCCCUUUAGUGCUGCCAAAUCAACAUAUUACCAGGAAAUGGUGGAUGCUAUAGCGGAAUGUGGGGUGGGCUACAAAGCACCAAGUUAUGAUAAGUUAAGGUGUAGCCUCUUGGAUAAAGUAAAGGCUGAUAUAAACGUGACUUACAACAAACUAAAAAAUGAGUGGAAAGAAAUGGGUUGUACACUCUUGUGCGAUUGCUGGUCCGAUGGUAGGAGCAAAACGCUUGUAGCUUUUUCUGUUACAUGUCCCAGAGGAACAUUAUUUCUUAGGUCCAUUGAUAUAUCUGGCCAUGCAGAUGAUGCUCAUUAUUUGUUUGAUCUUCUUGAAUCUGUAGUUCUGGAAGUUGGUGUCGAGAAUGUUGUUCAAGUGAUAACAGAAAGCACUGUUAGUUAUAUCUAUGCAGGCAGGCUUCUCAUGGAAAAAUAUCCUUCAUUGUUCUGGUCUCCAUGUGCUUCACAUUGUAUAAACAAGAUGUUGGAAGAUUUUAGUAAGCAAGAUUGGGUGAACAGAGUCUUGGAAGAAGCAAAUACCAUCACAAAAUACAUAUACAGUAAUGACUCGAUUCUUGCUAUGAUAAAAAAGUUUACUUCUGGAGCGGAACUAAUUAGGCCAAAAUUUUCAGGAGUUGUAGCUCAUUUCCUCUCUUUGAGGUCCCUUGUGAUUCAAGAGGAUAAUUUGAAGCACAUGUUCUCUCAUACAGAGUGGUUAUCAUCCUUGGACAGUAGGCAGUCUGAAGCUCAAGCCGUCAUUUCACUGUUGCACCUAGAGAGAUUCUGGAAGGCUGCCCAUGAAGCUGUUGCAGUAUCUGAACCACUAGUUAAGAUCUUGAGAAUUGUAGAUGGGGACAUGCCUGCCAUGGGCUACAUAUAUGCAGCAAUGGAGAGGGCUAAAAUUAGCAUUAAGACAUACUAUAGAAGUUUGGAGGAAAAAUACGUGCCAAUGUGGGAAAUAAUCGACAGAAGAUGGUACAUGCAACUUCAUUCCCCACUUCAUGCAGCAGCUGCAUUCCUUAAUCCUUCUGUAUUCUACAGCCCUACCUUUAGGAUUGACUCAAGGGUGAGGAAUGGUUUUCAAGAAGCCAUGAUAAAGAUGGCUACAGAGGAAAGGGACAAGAUUGAAAUCACUAAAGAACACCCUAUAUAUGUAAAUGCUCAAGGUGCUUUGGGGACUGAAUUUGCUUUAAAGGGCCGGACAUUGAAUGCUCCAGGUGAUUGGUGGGCUGGAUAUGGUUAUGAAAUUCCUACACUGCAGAGAGCUGCUAUCCGAAUUUUAAGUCAACCGUGUAGCUCCCACUGGUGUAGAUGGAACUGGAGUACUUUUGAGAACAUGCAUAAUAACAGACGUUUUAGAGCAGAGCUUGACAAAUCCAGUGAUUUAGUUUUUGUACACUGCAAUCUCUGGUUGCAGGCAAUUUCUAGAAGCAGAGACGGCAAGAAUAGGCCAAUCAAUUUUGAUGAGGUAGAUGUCAGUUCUGAGUGGCCUACAGAAUCUGAAGCUUGCUCCCCUCUUUUUGACGAUGCAUGGUUGGAUUAUCUUCACCCUGAGAGUAGAGGUAAUUCUUUUGCCAAUUAUGAAAAUUUAAAUUGAAAAAUUUUGUAUAUUUCCUGUUAUUCAUACUAGUGAUAAAAUAUGUUUGUAGCUAAUAUUGCAAAUGAUGAUGAGUAGGUUCAAGAUGAGUCUGCCAUUGAGUUUUCUAGCUAAUGUUUAUCCCUAGAAGUGGAGAUGUAUCAGGUAAUGUAUUGGUAGCUUAUUUUUAUACUGAUCUUCUGAUUAAAAUUGAAUGUUCUAGUUUUCUGUGAUGAUAUUU